UCCAAAAUCGAAAGACCGACGGUGGUGCCUAUAGUGUGAUUCGAGCAUUGAGUUAAAAAGGUUGCAUCUCGGAAUAAGCUCCGCUGAGCCACCCGUGCGUUGUAUUCAGAGUGGUGUUGUGUUUCCAAUUCGUUCUUUUCUCGCUCGCUCUCUUGCUUUGUGGUUCUACGGUACAUGGUGUGGGCAUUGCAUGGCUCAAUCUAUCAACACGGAGGGGUUUCUGUGAAUCAUCGUCAUCACAGUAGAAGUAGCAGCUUCAGUGUCGUCGCGGUGGUGCAGAAGUAGUAAGUCGCGUAUAGCACACGAGUUCAAAAUAGUUCACUUCAAUUACCGCGUAGGAGUAGCCUAAUUAGAAGAGUGAGAUAUUCUAGUGCUUUCGAGUGAUUAUUCGUGGUCGGUGCAGGAAUGAAGAGCCGAGACGUGUUUAUGCUGAAAAGUUAUUAAAGAGAGUGUGUAGUGGAAAAGCCAACAUAAAAGUAAGAAAAGUGGAAACAAGACAAAACAAUUGUGUCCAGAUGUUUAUGAUUUUAUGCACAUGAGAAACCAACCAUUUUGUGCAACAAAGUACAUGCAGUGCGCCGUCCGCUCAAGUGUUAUUAGUCGGGCUGGUGUUUUUUUUUAUUUAGUCAGUGCUAAGGUCUAGCGGCCCCAACGAAGAUAAAACAUAAAAAAAUAUAAAAGUGGAGGAAAAUCAAAACGAUCCGAACCAGGCAAACCAGAGCCACACAGAGCACUUUCCAUUCUCAUGCCACUGGACAGCGGUUUGCAGUAAAGAAAAAGUUGAUGUUGACUAAUCUUGUGUUAGAUACCUUAGUAUGUCAGAACGCCGUGGAACGAAGGCUCUAGAACUAUGGUGUCGGCGCGUCACCGAGGGAUAUAAGGAUGUUCGAAUAACAAACAUGAGCACCUCCUGGCGUGACGGCCUUGCAUUCUGCGCAAUCAUUCACAACUUUCGUCCGGAUUUGAUAGAUUUUGCCGGACUGAACAAAGAAAACAUUUACGACAACAAUGAAUUAGCUUUCACCAUCGCCGAGAAACACCUUGCGAUACCUUCGCUGCUUGAUCCGGCUGAUAUGGUAAAAUACGAAGUGCCUGAUAGAUUUUCCAUACUAACCUACCUGUCACAAUACUACCGGGUAUUCAGUAAUCAGGAGCCCACUAACAACAAUAAGAAAACAACAGAAAAACAACCAAAAUCCGAAGAUUUCGAUCCUAAGAUGGCAAACUCCAGCGGUUUCGUCGGUGUUCCCAAACGCGAACCUUGUCGCGCAUGUGGCAAUCCAGUGUUCUUCGCCGAGCGCAUUAGCUUCGAGCAAAAGUUGUUCCAUCGAUCCUGCUUAAAGUGCGCACGAUGUGGAGCCCAGUUGACAUUAGGCAGUUUCUACGAGACGGAAACCGACGGAGAAUACUGCUGUGAAACAUGUCCGGAUGAGGAAAUUCAGUUAGCCGAAAGACGCCGUUCGAUGUCCUCGGAGAGUGGAGUAACUUCAACAGUGAACGGGGGCAGUCGGGAGAAUGUACGGAUCAGUCGAAGUAGCAAAUUGUUGGAACGGAUAUCUUUUUUCGAGUCGGCGCCACUCAGCGACGAAGAAAAGACAUCCAAGCUUGUGCGACGAGCUCAAAUGAGUAGUUUUUUAAAAGGUUCUUUAGGAGAAGAGAACAAACUGGAUAAAACCGAAAGUCGCGAACCCCAUAAAUCCGAGAAUGCUACCGAAAGUGAAGGCGAAUCUGAUUCAGAAGACGAACCUCCUGCUCCUCCCAUAUCGGCACCUCCUGCUCCAUCCAUAUCGAAACCCCCUGCGUUACUUGCCUCUGUUAGCAUCGUACUUAUUGAACCAAUUAACAACAUUACGCGCGAGGUAGUACUUGAUCAUUCAAAUGGAAACGUUGAAACAUGUCUUAAUAAUUCUGAUGAAGUUCAUGUGGAAGCGGAUGUUGCGCAAGAAUCUCCUAAAACAAUAAAUCGGCGUAACUCCGAUGAAGCAAUUGUGAUAACUAAUGUCGUUACAGAAGAUGCUAACGUUAUAAAUGAAAAUGAUCCAUUGGACGAAGUAGGACCCGUAACAAUAGAUGGAGAAUCAAUCAACCAUGAAUCGAAGGAGCACAUGGCAAGCGAUACAGUUUCAUUCGACAGCAUGGGUUUGAAGCAUGCACAAACAGAACAAACAGAUUUAGCCGAGGCGUUGAACGAAGUUGCAGUUAAGGAAAAUAUCAAAUUAUUAGAAGUGCCUGAUGAAGUAGAGCCGAUUGAAAACAAGAGUGAAAAUAAUGUUAAGCAAAUCGAUGAAGUGCCUAAGCUUGAAGCGGAUAUAGGCACGAAUAAAUCAGAGGCGAUGCCAACUGUUAUAAUAGAACAAGUAAAAGAACAUUCCGGUACAGAUGCACAAAGUAUGAAUUUGAAAGAAGAAUAUCCAUCGGAUUUGAAUCCAUUUGGGGAAGAAUCGGACGAGGAACAUUCUCAAUCUAUUAGUAAACCAGUUCCUUCUGAACGUAGAGUUAGCACAAAUCCAUUUGGCAGUGAUGAUGAGGAAGAAUCUCAACCGAUGAGCGCGAAACCACCGAGGCCACCGCCUCCAAAGAUAAAAACAAAUGUGCCAGCGAAUCCGUUCGACGACGAAGAGGAUGACGAACCGGAAAGUGAAAUCGUGCCAGUUAUUGUAAAGCCAUCACCCCGAAGGACACCCGUUCCUACUCCAAGAAAGCAGCACAAUCAUAAUGAUUCUAUUAGUUCUAUGGAAACGUCACUAAUGUCCAGUCAAUUUGGCGGUUCUAAUGUCUCACUCGCUUCAUCCUUGGAUAGUGGUUUAUCUACGACUAAUCGUCGUAAAAAGUCUAAAGCACCAGAUAUACCACUUGCCAUCACAAAAACAUCUACUGAAAAUCUCUCGUCCAGCCAAGCAACGACGCCACGCAAGAAACGACCUGCUCCGGCACCUCCAGUCUUAUCGUCCACACCCAAACAAUCAGACUCGAAAACGUCGUCCCCCAACCCAACUCAGCGCCUAAUCACCUUGGACGCUAGUUUAAUAAGCAAUGAUAAUGACUCGUCGGAAACAUUAAACAGGGUAUUGAGUAACGAUUCAGUAGUAUACAGAAGGACGUUGAUUCCUUUGAAAGUUGACGAUGACAGCCUUACGCUGGAAACUAGCACAACUAGCGAACGACAGUGGGAAAAAAUGAAAGACAAUAAAGAAGCUCAGAACCGAAAUCGACAAUCACAAAUUUCGCCGAUUAGCCCAAACAUCGAUUCCUACAACAGCCUGAUGUCGAACAAGUCUCAGCAAGGCAAGUGGAAACGACGCAAAGGUCCGGCACCGGCACUUCCCGUACCACUACCAGAGCGGAAAGCUAUCAAAAUGCUCCCACUUAAGGAAAUUCGGCAGGAGAUGGACAUUAUCGAAACCCAGCAGCAGGGCCUUGAGAAGCAGGGUGUCGUCUUGGAGCAGAUGAUUCGGGAGCGUUGCGAAGGAGUCGGCCCCGAAAUGGACAUCACCGGGAUACAGACUAAUACUAAGGAGGUCGAGGAUCUGAUCAUGCAACUGUUCGAGUUGGUUAAUGAGAAGAACGAACUGUUCCGAAGGCAGGCGGAGCUGAUGUAUCUCCGCCGACAGCACAGACUGGAACAGGAGCAAGCAGAUCUGGAGUACGAGAUCCGGCUUUUGAUGGCACAACCAGAGCGCAAUAAAACCGAUUCCGACAAAGAGAAAGAGGAAGCUCUUAUCGCACGACUAGUCGAGAUUGUGCAGAUGCGCAACGAGGUAGUGGACUGUUUGGAGAUGGAUCGCCUGCGAGAAGCGGAAGAGGAUAUGAGCAUCAAGCAAAGCAUCGAAGAACGGGUGGCCAACCAGCAGAAGCACGGGAAGAAAGACUCCGAUACGGAAAAAACUGCGAGUGGUGAUUCGUCCAUGAAACUUUCCAAAAAGGAAAAGAAAAAACUCAAGGAAGCGAAAAAAUUGGUCAAAUCGAAGAAAAUCGAUUCAGAAAAGGACGCUGACGAAACCGAAAAUAGCACGAAGGAGAAGAAAAAGAAGAAAAAGUUCUUUGUCGACUUCCUGCAUCACAAGUCAUAGCUCGCCGUUGGUAAAAACUAACUAGACCAUCUAAAUAUAUUUUUAGAGUCGUGUAUUUAUUAGCACAGAGUUAUAAACAAUAUUUCAACAAAAUCACCAAUAAUAAUGUGUGGUACAUACCGAUUAACACAGAACCGUCACCUGCACCGGAAGUAAUCAGAAUUAAAAAUUUUGAUUAUCAAACUUAGAAUGGGCCCUCCAGGAGCCAAGCUUCAACAAUCACCCUCGAACAAUAUACAUUCCAGUUACUGUUGUAUUCAACUCAAAUGUAGAAAUCUCAACUGUCGUGUUUCGAAGGACUGCUCGCCAUUUAAUCCGUUUACUUUUGGAGAUAUUUUUUUUUAGAAUUAGUGUGCUUGCUUUUAACAAAUUGGUCGGUGAUUAACUUACAUUUUACGGAGCUCUUCAUUAUUUAAAUUGUUAUUUUGAACAAGAUGAUUAAGCCAUCCAUGUAAUCCUCGACAAAGUUAGCUAACUAAAUUCUUUAGGAUUUCUUGAGGAUUAAAGGACAGCGUAGUACUUUUGGAUGCGAAAGUUGAGAGUUAGUAAAUGAAAACAAUGUAGUUAACUAGCUGUAUAGUCAUAUUAUAUGUUUUCCAUACAUUUUCGAUGCUAUUGUAUUGUUUAAGUUUUUUUGUGUCUUGUGAUCAUCUCAUUUGUCAUUUCGGAUAGCAUUUAUCUAGAUACAAGUUAUAGGCCCAUGUAAAAAUGACGUGUCCUAGUUUGUUUAAGAUUUGUCAUAUUUUUAUUGUGUACAACAUUGAAGACUUGUUUUCUUUGCGAUAUGUGAAUAUAGCAACAAUAAAAUAAAACACGCCUAUGUGAAGCUUGA
Messenger RNA from Topomyia yanbarensis, 4902 nucleotides. RefSeq names its product MICAL-like protein 1 (gene MICAL-like). The record is from RefSeq and is a predicted model, not a curated record. Lineage: Eukaryota; Metazoa; Arthropoda; Insecta; Diptera; Culicidae. The transcript is spliced from 10 exons. Gene Ontology annotation, molecular function: protein binding. The coding region runs from base 816 to 4070 and encodes 1084 amino acids.